AUGACAACCACCCCUUCUGCGCGCUUCUAUCAGGUCGGCACCAACUCCACCGCGAAGCUCAUCGCGCCCAUCACCAACGACGGCAUUGUGAUUUUCCGCUCCGCCGGGCUCAACACCAACCAGAACCCAGGCAGUGGUAUGAAAGUCAACAAUACCUCUCUCAACCUGCUCAACAACGAUGGCGCCUAUCUCCUCCAUAUCGGGUUCCGCCUCGUACCAAACACGAUCGUCUUCAACAGUCGCAAGCCUGAUGGGACAUGGCUCCAGGAGAAAUCUGUGUCGGCGGCCGUCGAUCACUUCACCGGGCCCAACGGAAACACCUCCGUAACAGUGUUCGACCAUGGGGACAAGUAUCAGGUCCUGCUGAAUGGGAAGACGGUCAUUCAUUACGCCAAGCAGAUCUCGGGUCCGGCAUCGACCCUUUUGUACAAGGUAGACGAGGGCGAAUCUCCCUUAUUCUCCUCGAUGGUUGCGGCGAACACCUACACGAACCUCGCAGCGCUCGUCCCCGACUUGGCUUAG
This is a messenger RNA of Cyclocybe aegerita, 522 nucleotides long. Lineage: Eukaryota; Fungi; Basidiomycota; Agaricomycetes; Agaricales; Hemipholiotaceae. The record is from the annotation of a GenBank genome assembly.